Molecule: messenger RNA, 2255 nt
Organism: Sceloporus undulatus (fence lizard)
Lineage: Eukaryota; Metazoa; Chordata; Lepidosauria; Squamata; Phrynosomatidae
Gene: THEM6
Product: thioesterase superfamily member 6
Exons: 2
Coding region: 142-888 (248 amino acids)
Source: RefSeq, a predicted model, not a curated record
AGGGCCAGAAAAUGGGGGGAGAAGGAGAGAGAGAGAGAGGAGGACUUCCUGCCGCCUGGGCUCCCCCAGGCCUUGCAAAAGUGGUUGCUCCCGAACUGUCAAAGACUGCAAGAAGGAAGCCGGCAGAGCAAGGUGCAUCUCAUGACCUCCUGUCCCCUUGGAGGCCUGUGCAAAAAAGAAACCACAUUGUACAGUAUUAGCUUGGAUGCACAGUUGUCUCUGGGGGCAUACAUUGUAUCUGCUUGCAUCCCUUAUCUCUGCUUGGAUACAAUGUUGCUCUGGCUUUUGGGAAGCAUGGCCGCCUUCUUUGGCCUCCUGGACGGCUGGUACCUGCUCCGGAUGCCCGUCACCUUCCUUUACGCCCGCUGGGUCCUGCCCGCCAUCAAGGACCUGCUGGCGGAGCAGAGCUUCCAAAGCCGGGUCCUCCUCUCCGACCUGGACUUCUUGCUACACAUGAAUAAUGCCCGCUACCCUCGGGAGGCCGACCUGGCCCGCUCCGUCCACUUGACCCGCUGCGGGCUCUUCCGGGCCAUCCGGGCCCUCGGGGGCCACACGGUCCUCUCCGCCUCCUCCUGCCGUUUCCGACGCUCCUUGCAGUUCCUGGAGCCCUUCAGGAUUCGCACUCAGCUCCUGGGCUGGGACGAGCGGGCCUUCUUCCUGGAGCAGCGCUUCGUCAGCGGCCGUGACGGCUUCGUCUGCGCCGUGUUGCUCGUCCGGCAGCAUGUGGUUGGGGCCGCGCCAGGGAAGGCCGUGGAGUACCUCUGCAAGAGGAAGGUGGAGUCUCCAGAACUUCCGGAAGAGGUCCUCUACUGGAUGAAAUACAAUGAAACCAGCAGCCGAAGACUCCGGGCAGAAAGCGUUCCCCAGGAAAACAGCAAAGACCAGUAGUCUUUCAAGGUGUCCGUUGCUUGUUCUUCUCUGAAGUAUACUUGCACUUCCAUGGAUUUGCCACAGGUGAUGAGGUCUCUUCUUUAUGACAACUGUUGCGAUAUCAGUUGAUGGCCCCGCUCAACACUUUGGACUAUCAUAGCAACAGAGCCUGAGAAACGAACGGCUAAUAUCAUUCCCAAAGAAGUGGGACCAUUCCAUGGGGUCCCAUCAUACUGAUGGCCAGCCACAUCAACAUAAUGUUGUGGUAGCCAAGCUAAAGAGCAAGGCUGUUGUACAUCCUUUACAGUAUUGUCUCUAGAUGUUCCAGCAGAGGUGGAUUUUAAUAGAAAUCCACCUUAUGAUGGACAUAAAGUGAGGAUAAGUUUGAAUUAUAAUUUAAGGCCUUUAAGACGCACAUUCUUUGAGCAUCAUUGGAGAAGAGUCCUCUAAAGAUAGCCAACCCUGGUAAUUCUGUGAUGACUACUAUGGCACUCAUAACUUAAAAGGAUUAAAUAUAGAUCUGUGAAGGAAAACCCCACUCAUCCUUUUGUUUUAGGGACCACCACAGAACGAAAGCACUGGAGAAACCGAAGAGUAUAUUCAACUCAGUCUUACAAUGCUAGGAAAACUCUUGGGAGGGUCAUCUACGUAGUGGCAAAUUAAUCUGUAGCAGGGUAGGUGUUGUGCAGUCUUCCAGAUGUUGUUGGACUACAACUCCCAGCAUUCCUCUCUGUUGGCUAUGCUGGCUGGUACUGCUGGAACAUGACUCCAACGACAUCUGGAGGGGCACACAAUUCUCAACCCAGAUCUGAAGUGAGGGAUUGUCUUGCUUCUAAGUCCAUGUUCUUAUUCUACUUCCUUAAUGCUUUAAAUAGGCUUUCUCUAGACUUGGUCUAGGUCUUUUAGACUAUAGCUCCCAUUGUCAUUUGACUGUCAGCAGGGAAUGAUGGAAGCUGUAGUCCUAAUCUGAACAAAUCUCUAGAUGGAGAAGGAUGUUUAAAUUGGAAAUAUGUGUGCAUGCAUUAAAUGAACAUAGAACACACACACACACCUUACUUGCUACAAUGCAGAGUGUGUGUGUGUGCUAGAAAUGGGAGCUUGUGGUUUCCAUCUCAGCAGGGUAGUAAAUCCACUGUGGGUUUUAGUCCAGACUUUUAAAGGAACUGCCCAAGAUGCUGAACCUAUUUGAGUGGGUUAGAGUUCAGUGCCUUGGAUAGUGCCUCCAAAGUUCAUACUGAAAUCCAAAGCAGAUUCACAGCUUCAUAGAUGUGGAAACCGGCACUCAUGCAAUGUAGAAGCCACUGCAGGAAAUGUACGACUCUUGCUGUUGCCCAACUGACUGUGUUUGGAACAGAGGAAGAUUUUUAUUAUUAUUAUUAUUAUUA